Messenger RNA from Haplochromis burtoni (Burton's mouthbrooder), 928 nucleotides. Its product is annotated as spexin prohormone 2-like. Bases 340 to 633 code for a protein of 97 amino acids. Gene Ontology annotation, molecular function: neuropeptide hormone activity. Lineage: Eukaryota; Metazoa; Chordata; Actinopteri; Cichliformes; Cichlidae. The record is from RefSeq and is a predicted model, not a curated record. The transcript has 5 exons.
UAUUAGGAAACAUUUCAUGAAAAUAGCAGCAAUAAAACAGUAAACAUAUAAAAUAUCUGUUACUCACUGGGACAUUGUUACACAUUCACACACAAACACACCACUUAUAGACCUCAUAUAACAGAUCCACAAUUGAUGUUCCUCACUGCACAUCACAGUCUUGACGUCAGUCUGUUUUUUAGCUCUUAGUAAACAGGAGUCCUGCCAGGCUUCAUGUGGGGCUGGAUCGAACAUGUUACUCCUGCUUUCCAUUGGAGAUAUAAGCAGACUGGAAUAUCUUUCUGACCCACACUCACACAUGCUGCAACUGGAUUGAAUGCUAUCGCUACAGCAGAUAUAAUGACGAAAGUGGCAGUUAUCUGGACAUGUACUUUAGUCAUCUGCCUGUUUGUUGACUACUGUUAUGCGCAGAAGCUGAAUAUCCACUGGGGCCCUCAGUCCAUGAUGUACUUGAAGGGCAAACAUGGCAGGAGGUUUGUCUCAGAGGACAACAACAGUGUUUUGAAGCAGUGCCUCCUUGGCUGGUAUGCAGUGAUCCGAGGCAUCCAGAAACUGCAGUCGCUGGACUUCAAAAGACCCAGUCACAUUCUGAGCUCAGAGAAAGUCCUCAUACACUACCUCCAGAAGAGAUGAGACACACCAGCUCGGACUGUGUACACACAAUCCAAACUGACAGUUCAUCGAGAAAAAGGCCUAAAAACCAUACACAGUGACGUGGUACUACAACAAGAAUCUAGCAUGCCAGCUCUGGUAAAGCCAGUGAAUUAUUAGAUAAUUAUGUGUAUAUUUGAAUUGUUCAUGCACGAUAGCUUUCUAUAGAUGCAUAGAUAUAGAUAAAUACAGAAAAUGCUUGAAAUAAAGCUGUUUGUGUAAAUAUCAUGGCUGCAGUUUAUCAUUUUGCCCAGAAGAGGCCAGCAACAUAUUGUAG